UCAACGGCCGCUGCUAACGACAGGAGGGCGUUGUCACUUAUCACACACACCGCUUCAGAAGCAUUUUUCACCAUGGGGAACUUUGCUGUCAAUGAGGGGCUCUCCAUUUUUGUUAUUCUGGUAUGGCUGGGGAUCAAUGCGUUCCUGUUUGUCCAUUUCUACAUGGCCUUCCUGGUGGAGAGGUGGUUUUACACCAGGGUCCUGCUUGGGCAAGCUCUUCCCUGGGCCAGAGCUCCUGCCGCCUGCCUCAACUUCAACUGUUUGCUCAUUCUGUUGCCAGUUUGCCGAAACCUCCUCUCCUUCCUUCGUGGCUCCAUCCAGUACUGCAGCCGCACAGCAGCUCGUCAACUAGAUCGAAACCUCACUUUUCACAAACUGGUGGCUUACAUGAUCGCCUUCCAUACAGCUGUGCACAUUGUUGCCCACUUGUUUAACUUUGAGUAUUUCAUGGACGCCCAGCUGAAUCGCAACAGCAGCCUCCUGCCCUUCAUCCUGUCUGAAAUCGGUACUGGGGACAAUGCCGCCUUCCUGAACCCCAUUAGGACUAAUGAGACGAACCCUACCAUCGUCAUGUUCACCACCAUCGCUGGGGUGACGGGCGUGGUCAUCACGCUAGCCCUCAUCCUCAUCGUCACUUCAUCAAUGGAGGUCAUCCGCAGGUCCUACUUCGAGGUGUUCUGGUACACCCACCAUCUCUUUGUCAUCUUCUUCAUCGGACUGGUAUUCCAUGGCUACGGGCGGAUUGUGCGAGGACAGACGCUUGCUAGCCUGAGGACAAACAACCCCGAGGUUUGUGCCAACCAGUUUGAAGACUGGGGAAAUAACGGGUCUGACUGUGCUGUACCAGAGUUUGCUGGAAACCCACCGAUGACGUGGAAGUGGGUGGUUGCCCCCAUGAUCCUCUAUGUGUGUGAGAGACUCGUCCGCAUCUAUCGAUCCCACCAGAAAGUGGUCAUCACCAAGGUGGUGAUGCAUCCCUCUAAGACUCUGGAGCUGCAGAUGAAGAGGAAAGGUUUCCAUAUGGAGGUGGGUCAGUACGUCUUCAUCCAGUGUCCGUCCGUUUCCAGGCUGGAGUGGCACCCCUUCACCCUGACCUCGGCCCCCGAGGAGGACUACUUCAGCGCCCACAUCCGUAUCGUCGGAGACUGGACUCAGGCGCUGUACGAGGCCUGCGGAGGAGACAAAACCGAGCUUCAGGAGGCCUGGAAACUGCCCAAGCUGGCUAUAGACGGCCCGUUUGGUACAGCCAGUGAAGACGUGUUUCGUUACGAGGUGGUGAUGCUGGUGGGCGCGGGAAUCGGCGUGACUCCUUUCGCCUCCAUCCUCAAGUCUGUGUGGUACAAACGCAUCCAGAACAACCAGGACGUCUUCACCAAGAAGAUCUACUUCUACUGGCUGUGCCCGGAGACCCAGGCCUUUGAGUGGUUUGCAGACCUGCUGCAGUCUCUGGAGGGUCAGAUGACGGAGAAGGGCGUGACAGACUUCCUCAGCUACAACAUCUACCUCACCCGCUGGAAGGAGACCGAGGCGGCUCAUUUCCGUGUUCACCACGAGGCGGAGAAUGACCCAAUCACAGGACUCAAACAGAAGACUCUUUAUGGGAAACCCAACUGGGACAACGAGUUCACCAGUAUUGCAUCAAAGCACCCUGGAACUAAAGUGGGAGUCUUCCUGUGCGGUCCACCUCAGCUGGGGAAAUCUCUGGAGAAACAGAGUCUGUCCCACUCGGAGGCCGACGUCAAGUUCAUCUUCAACAAGGAAAACUUCUAAAAAAAAUGAUCUCCAGCUGCCACAGCCACAAGCGAGAGGAAACGUCCCAAGUAGCAGUGGGGUGACGGAGUCAGACGGUUUACUGAGACCGAGACAGACCUUCUUCUGCUCUUUGUUUCUCACCACAGACGUUUUGCAAAGAUGCCUCUCUUGCUCAAAGCGAAAGCAAGGAAAUAACUGCAGUAUUUUCCACAUUACCUUGUUCUCCUUUUCUGUUACAACAAUAAGUGAAACUGCUGGUUUCAAAACUUAUCUUCCUAUUUUUUUUGUUGUUGUCUUUUUUUCCCUUUUCUAUUUGCUCAUGCCAGAGGAGGACACGGUCAGCAGGUUUGGUAGUAGAUCGUUCAAAUUACCAAACUUAGGGAGGCAAAAAAUGCAAGAUGAACUGCUAAAUCGCCCUGAAGCAAGGCAUUAAAGCUUUGUCUGCUGCAGCGGAGCUGUUGAGUAGCUUCCAGUAUGUGACUAAAUGAAAGUAAGGCAGCAUCAAAACACAAAAUCCUCAAUGCUUUUGUCUUGCAGUGCUUUACGGCUAUUUAUAUGUUCACUUUUAUCAGAUUCGUUGUACAUGAGUAGAAGGCCAGGAUUUUAGAAAUACUGUUCAUGAAUCCCGGACGAGGCUUUUAUAGAUCAAACGUGGAUUAUUUUGUUUGUUUGUCUGGAUUGGUUGGAAAAAUGGCAUGAUAACUUCCAGACAUGUCUGAGAAAGUGACUAAAUGUCUUCUUUAUGCGGUUUUUCCAAAAACAUUCAAGCGUGGAUGUGAAGAAAGCAUGCAUAUAGACCUUCGUAUAUACCAGUAAUGUUUAUAAUGUUGCAAUGUUUUUAUUUUAUUAGUCAGAUAUGUGAUGAUUAUUUAACCCCCCAAAAAAAAAAAAAAAAAUACACGAUUAUAUGAAGACUACAUUUCGAAGUAUAAGUUCACGUAAUCAGCGAUCAUUAUUGUGUAUUUCCUCACAAGACAUAAUAUAAUACUAAUCAUAGUUAUGGCCCUGAAUGAGUAGUAACAGUAAAACUUUAUUAGUCAGAAUCUGCAGCACAAAAAUGUCUUAGUGCUGAAUUGAAUAAUUAUUUAAUCACAAACAAUUCUGAUAAUCGAUUAAUCUUUUAAGUCAUUAAUCAAGUCUGUUUUAUAGAAAUGUAAACUGAAUCUUUGGGUUUCGACUGUUUGUCAGAUAAAAUAAGACAUUCUGCGAACUUGUGAUAUGUAUAUACUUGUGUAUAUUUUCUCACUAUUUUCUUGACUGUAAAAAUAAUCAACAGAUUAAUCGAUAAUGGAAAUAAUCGUUAGUAGUUGGGUCUCUACUUUGAACCCAACUGUUUUUUUUUCCAAGUUUAGAAAAACGAGACGGAAAUAAUUGUGUUUUGACAAAAAAAAAAAGUCUUAGAGCAUCACAAAGUCCACUUACUGGACAUUUUUUCGAGCUCAUGGCCUUCAUUAGUGGAUGGAGUUUGCUAAGUUGCCAUGGAGAUUGUUCAGUUGCCAUCAUGUGACCCAAGCGGGCCUUCUCCAUGACAACUGGGCAAACUAGAAGGCCUACGAGAUGUGGCUUAAAGCUCUGGAAAACCUUUUCCAGUAAAUUGAUCUUUCUUUAUCAAAUAAUAAUUUCCAAAGUAAAUAAUGAACCUUCAAGCUCAAAUUGUCUGUGACGAUGAAACCAAGAAGUAAUUAAUGCCUCGACAUGAGCUUGAAUUUCUCUUGAAAAUGAAACUAAACGUCUCUGAAACAUCACUAAAUAAUCAAAAAGUUAUUUAAAGAUGCUGGAAAGCUGCAGUGAAAUAAAACAUCCUACAAAUCUUUUUAGUGUUAUUAUGUAGAACUGUUUUCAUAAUGUCUUUAAUUUCAAAGAAAAUGCAAAGGGUGUAAAUGUGCAGUUUGUUUAUUGCUGUUUAGUGACAAUAUUCGCCAUUUUUUCAGCCAACCAGAUUAUUUCGUGUCAUCUUUGCAUAUUCUUUUGCACCUGUGACCAAGUGAAUUUGCCUUUUUGGAUAAUAAACUUGAACUUCCACAGA
Messenger RNA from Siniperca chuatsi (mandarin fish), 3778 nucleotides. RefSeq names its product cytochrome b-245 heavy chain (gene cybb). Gene Ontology annotation, biological process: defense response; superoxide anion generation. The record is from RefSeq and is a predicted model, not a curated record. The transcript is spliced from 14 exons. NCBI's taxonomy places the organism in Eukaryota, Metazoa, Chordata, Actinopteri, Centrarchiformes, Sinipercidae. Gene Ontology annotation, molecular function: superoxide-generating NAD(P)H oxidase activity. The coding region runs from base 73 to 1770 and encodes 565 amino acids. Gene Ontology annotation, cellular component: NADPH oxidase complex; plasma membrane.